This is a messenger RNA of Xiphophorus maculatus (southern platyfish), 5952 nucleotides long. RefSeq names its product synaptotagmin-7-like. Gene Ontology annotation, molecular function: phosphatidylserine binding; SNARE binding; calcium ion binding. The coding region runs from base 1559 to 3787 and encodes 742 amino acids. NCBI's taxonomy places the organism in Eukaryota, Metazoa, Chordata, Actinopteri, Cyprinodontiformes, Poeciliidae. The record is from RefSeq and is a predicted model, not a curated record. The transcript has 8 exons. Gene Ontology annotation, cellular component: synapse; membrane; axon. Gene Ontology annotation, biological process: regulation of calcium ion-dependent exocytosis; vesicle fusion; calcium-ion regulated exocytosis.
CCAGAGAUUAUAAAAAUCAACGCUUCAUUUGCAAAAUGCACACGUGACUCGCAAAAGAUGUAGUUCUUUUGGGUUUAUCCCUUUAGCUGCAUCAAUUAUUACAGUUAUUAUUAUGUAAUAAUUUGAACACGGUAACAUUUUUCUCAGUAAAUAUACUUUUAAUUGGAGCUAUUGAUUGGAUAGAGAAGCUUUUUCUACCUGAAGACUGCUUCAUUCUAGAUUUUGGGUACAUUAAUGUUUUUUUGUCUUCAUUGUGCAGACAAUGAUUAUAGGAAAACCUUUUGUGCUAAUUCAGCUCUUUCUCAAACUAUCUGCAAGUGAACCGGAGAUGAAUAAGGGUAAAACAUGCUGAAACAGAUAAUUGGGACUUGAGGUUAGUCGGGAACCUGAUACCGACCUUUUCAGAACCCUGAGACAGUAACUAGUUACAAAAGCACUCUUAUAUAGAUUUAGAGACUGCUUGGGUGUGUGUAAUAUCUUCAUGAGAGUAGGACUUACAUGCUGCUAACAAGGUUAAGCAGAAAUACAUAAAUCCUCUCUUUCUCUCAAACUUGAAUCGUCACAUUCUGUUACUUCCCUUUUUAAUUAAGACUUGAACUUACAAUGUAAACUAUCAUUGACUGUACAAAUACCUCAUCUGUGACGUCUGACAUGAUGUUGGGGCUAUAUUCAGUCUUCUGUAAAUGAGGCAGUUAAACGCGGGUGCUGUGAUUUUCUUCACAUUCCGUUGACACUUCAUGCCUGCGAUUUCUUCCUCCACAACACAUUUACACUCAUCACUACCUCGCUCACUCCUUUUCUCCUCCUCUCAUCUUUCUUUUUGCCCCUGUCUGUAAUUGGAUUCUAUUUUCAGGCCGCCAUGAGUUUCUGUGUGUCUCCUGUGUUUGUGUCUCGCACCCUGUUUCUUCCCAUCUCUCCUCCAUCGUCACCCUCUGCGCCCAACGUUCUCCACUGGUCUGUCACCAUCUCCUCUGCCCGGCCCGCUCUCCAUCGUUUACCUGUUUCUUACUAACUGGUUUACUUUUACAAGCCAUCCAUUGAACUUUUUUUCAUCCUUUUAUGUGUAGCUGUUAGGUACGGUGAAUAUCACAAGAAAAGCUGCAUGUAAAUUGUGCUGGAUGAGGUAAUGCAAACUGCACGAACUGAUGGGAAUAGCUCUCUCAUGACCUAGUUCUGGUAGUCUGGGUUACACAGCGAUCCAAGAGAGGAAGUUAUAUUUAGUUAGGAGAACAAACUAGAGAAAGAGAGGAUGAGAAGUACUGUAGAGUCUGCAAAACACAAGAGUGAUGUAUAUGUAGGCAGACAAAGAAAUUCUAAUUGCAUUGUGGGCUAGUGGUUUGAGUCAUUUUAGGCAAGGCAAUUAAUCAGUUAAACAGUAUUUAAGAAGGGGAGGAGUGGAAAUUAGGAGACUGGCAGAGGGAGGGAGUCUUGCUGUAGAAGUUGGUUGGCUGUCAGGAUCUCUCUAGAGGUCCUGCAUGUGUUUAAAAGACCAAAAAUACUUAGAGAGAAAUGAGGAGAGGCUGUCAGAGGUGGAAAUGUUGACAGGCGAGUAGAAGAAAUGGGGAUUUCUCGUCGAACCACAAAAGUCUCAACGGCGAGGCCCGGAAGCAGUAAAACCUCGACGCGCACCCCGCGAUGCGGCCGUGCCGCUCAGAGCCGCAACACGCCUGUACGGACGGUCAACAUCCGACCGCUGCCGCUGCGAAGCUCACCUCCAUUCAAACAGCAUGCUCAAGCCACACAUCCACGCAAGGCGCACUCGCGUCCGACGCAGACUCACUGCUCGACUCAGCACCACGAGCAGCACAUGUCGCAUGCCGAUCAUCACUCAGGCUGCACCUUUUACUGCUAUUUUUGCUACUGCUUUUACAGCUGCUGCCUCAUGUUGCUCUCUUUUUCUCUCCUCCUCCUCCUUUCUCCGCCUCCCAACGCUCCCUUCUCCGAUCCCUCCUCCACUUUGACCUCAAAUACCACCACAUCUCCUCCCUCCUCUCCAAUCACACAACUUUCAACUUCCUGUUUGGAUGAACUUUCCUGCUUCUGCCCGGAUGCCAACCUGACUUUGUCUCCAUUUCCUCCCCAAUGCCCUCAACCUCUUUGUCUAAUCUCGGAUGAUUCCUCACCUCUCCUCAUCACCUCCUGCCCUGACCCAACCAUCUCCUCCUGUCGUGGUUCCUCAUACUCCUCUACAACAUCGGACUCCCCCCCACGACCUCACAAACCAAUUCUCUGCCGGCCCUGGCCGUCAACCCGCUCUCUUUCCUCGCUACUCCUCUGCCCUCCCAGCUUUGGCGAUCCAGUCUUAUCCUAUGCCUCCACCCUGGAGCACAUUCCCUCCCGGCCUCGGACGCUGCUGCGGCAGCAGAGUCUGCAGCAGCCCCUCAUCCACCCACCGGGCCCGGGUCUCAGCCACCCGCCUACCACAUCCCAAAGCUUGGGACAGUUGCACACAGGACCUGGACAGCCUGGGGGAGGUGGUGGGGCAGGGAGAGGAGAUGGCGGCAGUAACAGUGGUGAGGGUGGGGGUGCAGGUACACGAGGCAGUGGUCGGGGUGCUCGGGGCAGCUCAGCGGGAGCAGCCUCCUCACGUUAUAGGGGAGGCGGAGCAGGAGGGCGCUCUCGUGGCAAUCCUGGCAGCUGGGAUUACAUGAUGGACCAGAUGAAGAACCGGGGCCUGGAUGUCAAGUCCUUCCUUGAAGGAAAGCUGGUGGUCCUGGCUUUGGCCAUUGGUGUGGCAGAGCAAGAUGACUUUGCCAAUAUCCCUGACCUGCAGGAAACAGCGCAGGCAGCACCACCAGCCAAUCAGGAGCCCCCUCCUGAGAAGAGGGGCAACAAGCCAGCAAACAGCCCCAAGGGUCACCCUCCUGAUGCUGAUGGGCACUCUUCUGUAACUGACCUGGCGAACUCGCUCACUGGAGACAUGGUGAUGUUGUCACCAGGUUCAGAGGAUGAUGACGGUGAAGGGCCCGUCAGUGAAAAACUUGGUCGUAUCCAGUUCAGCAUAGGCUACAGCUUCCAGAACACAACCCUUACCGUCAAAGUUCUCAAGGGCCAGGACCUGCCAGCCAAGGAUUUCUCCGGCACCUCGGACCCUUUUGUCAAAAUCUACCUGCUGCCUGACAAGAAGCACAAGUUGGAAACCAAGGUCAAGAGGAAGAACCUCAACCCCCACUGGAAUGAAACCUUCCUCUUUGAGGGCUUCCCUUACGAGAAGGUGAGAGAACGCACUCUCUACCUCCAGGUGUUGGACUACGACCGCUUCAGCAGGAACGACCCCAUCGGAGAGGUGUCAAUCCCCCUGAACAAGGUGGAACUGGGCCAGCUGAAGACCUUCUGGAAGGAGCUUAAGCCCUGCAGUGAUGGCAGUGGGAGACGAGGCGACCUGCUGGUGUCUCUCUGCUAUAAUCCCACUGUCAACACCAUCACUGUGAACAUCAUCAAAGCACGCCACCUUAAAGCCAUGGAUAUCGGGGGCACCUCGGACCCUUACGUAAAGGUGUGGCUCAUGCACAAGGACAAGCGUGUUGAGAAGAAGAAGACGCCGGUGAUAAAGCGCUGUCUGAAUCCAGUUUUCAACGAGUCCUUCCCCUUUGAUGUCCCUGCCCAUGUGCUGAGGGAGACUACCAUUAUCAUCACCGUCAUGGACAAGGACAGGCUUAGCCGUAACGAUGUUAUUGGCAAGAUCUACCUAUCGUGGAAGAGCGGGCCAGCAGAAGUAAAGCAUUGGAAGGACAUGCUCGCUCGGCCGCGUACUAACGUCGCCCAGUGGCACGCUCUUAAGGCCUGAUCGCACCACCCAGCUUCCUCCAUGGCCACUUCCCGUCUCCUACUUCCCACCCCUCUUUUCUCUCCCCUACUCCCGCUCCCGUCCUUAUGCACAAGACUGACUUGCUGCCAGGCUGCGAAACACGGGUACAAUUAGCCAUCUGCUCUCUUAAACCUUUAAACUCUUCUCCAUUUUCUUUUAGAAUCUCAAUUUCCUCUUCCACUUCUCUCUGAAUUUCUCUCCCCUUGAGCUGUUGUAUGUUUUUUCUGUGUCGCCACUUUGCCAAUAGUCCCCCUGUUUCUGACUGUCUGUAUGUCUGUCUGUCUUUCUGUCCUUAUGCAAUCGGCCCAUGGAGGUCUAAUGAUCUGUUUAUUUGUCGCUGCAGUCCCUGACCAGUUAAACAAGUUGGUAUCUUAGAGAAUCAUAAUAAUUUGAACUCAUUUGAUAUUGUCGUAUAAAUAGUACAGUUAUACAAUAUAAUACAUAAGGCACUGUAUGAACAUACAAGUGGAUGUCAAUAAAUUACAACACCAUUGUAUUGUUAAUUUAGUGAUUCAGCUCAAAAAGUGAAACUCACUGCAUACCAAGUCAGUAAACUAGAGUAUUAUAUAUUUCCAGUCGUUAUGUCUGUUAAUUUCGAUGACUGUGAUGUACAGCUAAUAUGAACCCCAAAUUCAGUUUCUCGUAGAAGUAGGUUAUUACAUAAGACCAAUGAAAAAAAGUAAUACAGCAUUGUGGUGCUACAACAUGUACUGUAUGUACUCAACAAUUGACCGGGGCCACCAGCCUGUGGCUCUGCAGAUGUAUGCGCCAGCCUGCAGUCCAUCCUCAUUGUUGGCUCUGGAGGCUCGACAAUGUUUGAGCUUCAGACCAGGAGAGUUUGCACUUUUGCCAUAUUCUGCUGGAAAAAUAAAAUCUGCACUUCUAUAAACCUCGUCAGCAGAGUGAAACAUGGAGUGCUCUAAAACCUUUUUGGUAAGCCUCUCUCCUGAUGUUGGACUUUAUAAAAUACUUUAGAACAACCUCAACCAGCUUGAAAUCUGUGCCUCUUCCCUUUAUCUCCAGUCUCUGGGACCUUGAUUUACCAAUGAAAAAUAAAAUCUGCUUUUCUAAUGAAGAGAGGACUUUGGACAUGUCGUUUUUAAGAAGUAUUUGUCAGUGUCUUGCAUUCAGCAGUGUCUUAACACAGGGAAGGUAACAGUUGCAGAUUAUAUUCUGGAAAUGACUGUGUGCAGUGACUCUUAACACUCUGACUCCAGCCACAGUCAAUCCCUUGUGAUUCUCACCAAAAAUCAUAAAUGAGCUGGAAUCCUCUCAAGGCUUCAGUUAUCCCUGUUGCCUGUGCCAGAUUUUCUGCCACCCUUUUUCCUUCCACUCAACUUUUCAAUUAGCAGCACACUCUUGUGGUUUGCCACCUUUGUACAGAAUGUCAGUCUCUGUCUGCUGCUAUAUUCAAUUUAUUUGAGAAACAGAAAUGUGGGUUUUCAUUAGUUGUAAUCAGUAAUGAUCAAAAUAAAGAGACAUAAAUGCUCCAAAUAUAUAAUCUUUGUAGUGAAUCUCUAUUAGUUAUUAAUUUUAUUAAUUAAUUAACUUUUCUGUGACAUUAGGAUGCACCUGUACCCAUCUUAUGAAGAUAUAAUUUAACUAUGUAGACUGGCAGGGUUUCACCUAUGAACAAUAGUUAACUAUAUCUUAGCCAUAUUCUGUCACCUGUUUCCCUGUUUCAUUAGUCUUUUCAUUGACCCUACUGUUCUCGUUAUUUGUCUCAAGUGUAUUACAUUUUUCUCUCAUAGCAAACCUUUUCUCCUUUACUCAAGAAUGGUUUAAUGUUCAGCCAAAGUCUUUGAAAGUGAUCGAUAAUCGGUUUGUGAUGAAACAAGCUGAACUCAGGAUGGAUUUGUUCACACUGUUGUCUCUUCUCUUCCUUCUAUUCUCCUCUCUGUACUCUUUUUUCCUCUUCUCUUCCUUCUGGCACAAUAUUAGUGACUUACUUUGCCCCACCACUCCUCUCACAACAACCCUCUUUCUGGAGCCUUCCUUGUCGUCUGUGUGCUGUGGGUGCUGUGCUGUAGCUCCAACAAAAAUAGAGAUUAAAAAAAGCAACUAAACUUUCCAAAGCUGGGAAAAGAGGGGACACAAACUUGUGACAUGGAUUCGUCCCGAUUUUUCCAGAAAGAAAAAAAAAA